Trichomonas vaginalis G3 is the source of this 584-nucleotide messenger RNA. Its product is annotated as protein of unknown function, DUF4106 family. The record is from RefSeq and is a predicted model, not a curated record. The annotation marks the transcript as partial. The transcript has a single exon. NCBI's taxonomy places the organism in Eukaryota, Parabasalia, Trichomonadida, Trichomonadidae.
AUGCCACGUAAGCUACGUAAGAAUAUACGUAAGAGGAAGAGAGCAUUGAAACAUCCAAUAGUAAAACUGACACCACAACAACAGUUGCAACAACAAAUAAUGAAUGACCCCACUAUGUUGCAACAAAUGUCAAGCAACCCUAUGCUUUUAAACCGAGUUAUUGGUGCACAGAGUGGAGGUUUAAGAGCGGCACUUUUAGCGAAAAUGGCAGGCUAUGGUGGAGCUGCAGACGGAACAGCUUAUAACCCUCAAAGUCAAAUGAAUUUGAGUUCACUCAAAAAUCAAAUAACAGAUGUCAAAAAGUCAAACAUAGACAUACAGAAACAAAUAAGUGAAAACGAAAAGAAACUAGAAUAUGACAGACACACAAAGAAACUCAAUGAGUUAAACGUAGAGAAAAAGAAGAAAGAAGAACAACUGAAAGAACUAAGUACAGAGGAAUAUGCGAAAAAAGUGUCAGAAAAAGCAGCAGAAGUAGCAAAAAUGGAACAAGAUGUUGUAAAUUUGAAAAACCAUACUACUCAAUAUAAAGUACUGAAAGAUGAAGAGAUAAAACAAAAAGCCCUGAAGACAUAUAUGGAUAG